Molecule: messenger RNA, 2175 nt
Organism: Dovyalis caffra
Lineage: Eukaryota; Viridiplantae; Streptophyta; Magnoliopsida; Malpighiales; Salicaceae
Source: the annotation of a GenBank genome assembly
AUGCCCUGCAAAGCUUGUGGGCACAGAACCCUUAUCAGGGAUGACGUGACAGAGAACUUGAUAUGUGAUUCAUGUGGUACCGUCCAGGAUUUCAACAACUUUCAAGAACGUACCUUUAACAUUAAUGGCCCAACAGGUGUGUUUGUAAAUAUAGGUUCGUCAGGUUAUGGUAGUGUUUUGAAAUAUAAAGAGAAGAAGAUUUAUGAAGCAAAUAAUUUAAUAGAUGAUAUUGUUUUUAAGUUAGGCUUAACCGGUGGUUCAAAAGUUAUUGAAAUUAGAGAUAUGAUUGAGAGAGUUACUGAAGGGGAGUUUGGUUCAAGUGAGAGUAAAUGGUUUAGUGUUUUUGUUGGUGCUUGUGUUUAUGUUGUAAUGAGAAAUGAUAAUAAAAGUUUGAGUAUUGAGGAGGUGAGUAGUGUUGUUGGGUGUGAUAUUCAUGAAUUGGGGAGGAUGGUGAUGAGAGUUGUUGAGCAUGUGGGGAUUAAGUUGCCAGAUUUUGAUAUAGUGGGGAGUUUUGAGAGAGUGGUUCGGAGUUUGUCGAAUUCGGGGAGGGUUGAGGGGGAUUUAUUGGAGAGGGUGAAGAAACAAGGGACUUUUUUGGUGCAAUGUGCUGUGAAGUGGUUUUUGACGACAGGGAGGAGGCCGUUGCCAGUUGUUGUGGCGGUUUUGGUUUUGGUUGCUGAGUUGAAUGGGGUGGAGGGGGUUAAGAUUGAGGAGCUUGCGAGAGAGGUUCAUGUUGCUGUUUCUACUUGUAGGUUGAGAUAUAAGGAAUUGUUGGAGGUGAUUGUUAAGUUAGCACAAGAGAUGUUGCCAUGGGGGAAGGAUGUGAAUAUGAAGAACGCGGUGAAAAAUGCGCCAUUUGUGAUUCGAUAUUUGGAGAUGAAGUGUAUUGCGAAGAGUGGUGGGGAAAGAAAUGAUUCGGGCAGUAAUGGGUUUGAUUUGGGAGAAGUGGUUGGUGAGUGUUUGAAGAAGAAUGUUGAGUAUGGGGUUGAAGAAGAUAGUUUGGAAUAUGAGGAUUUGCGAUAUUUUGAGUUGGAAGAUACAAUUGGGUUUGAUAAGACUGGCAUUGAUGAGGUGGAUAAGCUUCAGCUUUCACAUGAGUGCUUGUCCAUGAUUUAUGACAAGUUCCUGAUGGAUGGUGGUUGUGGUAGAUAUAUGGAAGAAAGUGGAAAGGUUCAUGGGAGGAAGAGGAAGAGAGGGCUUGAGAUUCAGGCAACAGAAUGGUGGAAUGGGAAAUCGGAGUUGAGCAAGAAGCUUUUGCUAAAACAGUUAUUGGAGAAAGAUGUAGGAUUUAGUGUUAUGCCUCCAUCUUUUGUCAAUGGUUGUACGACAAUUAAAAAGAGGAGAGCAAAGAUAAAUGCAGCAAAGCUACGGAUUGAUAGGAUCAUGAAUCCACAAAAUGCUGAUUCAGGUAUUGGCAAAGCUUGCAUGGUUGAAGGCUCACUGGAUCAGAAGAGGAAAAGAAAAUCACCGGUAAAAGAUAUUGAUUGGGAGGAUUUUGUCAUCGAGACCCUCCUUCUUCAUCAGGUGAAACAGGAGGAAAUUGAGAAAGGGUACUACAAUACCUUGCUGGACUUGAUGGAUUUCAUGGAUGUGUUUGUAUUCUUGCUUCCGGAGUAUGAAGAGAUAGGAUCUAAGUGUGUUUCAUCUCCAUCUGGCAUUAUGGAUUCCAAUUACCCUGAACUGAAAGCUAUCAGAAGGGCCCUAGAAUUAUUUUCAAGUUUGGAAGCAGUACCUGCUCACUCCAUGUCGUCUUGUGGCUCGCUAGGGAGGGCGAGCACCCUUGGAAAAUGCAGGUUGAUUGUAAUGGCAUCUUCUCUCUGCUGUUUCGCCUUCAAACCUGUUAAACAAGUACUUUGGAGCUGUUUCAAACUGCUAGUAGUGCAGCAUGCUGAGGUCCUAGCAAUAGCUCCUGCUAUUUUUGCUCUUCGAUACUGUGUUAUUUAUUCUGAAAAUCCAGGAGAAAAUUUUGAUCAUGAUUUUUGGAAGGGGAAAAAAGGUAUGAUGAUAUACUAUCCUGUAAUGUUCUCAGUUCUGGGGACCAUCAAGAUCCAGGUUUCCAGACCAGCAGAAUUGAUUUUGGUGCUUGUUAAGCCAUACAAGGAGAAAGGAAAAGCAGCAAUCAAGUAUGUCAUCCUUUUCUCCAUAUGUCCUUUUCAGUCUCACUUCUGGCACUGA